AAAUGCGGUGACUACUGCAACUGUUCAGUCUCCAUUUACAAAGCCUUCCUUCGCCCGCCGCCGGCUCAGCCUCAAAAGCUGCCCUAUAAGCAAUCCGCUACCGCAGUGCUGGCGCUUACUUUCUCUUCCCUAAAACACCACAUCACAAUCGAGAACAGUUCCAGCUUGACAUAGGCACCAGUCAUUACACAUAAUUUGCCCCUCGUGGCUAUCUGAAGCAUGUCUGUCAUAUCUGGCAUUGUGUCAAGCGUCCUGGAAAGGACAAAGCUCGCAGCUCUCGGAAACGUCGAACUUCCUUUCGUGGAUGAUGAACCGCUUGCAGCCACUAAGGUAGAUGACAGUGCCGUAGGAAAAUGUGAGCUACGAAUAGAGGGAAUGACGUGCGGCGCAUGUGUAGAGUCUAUCGAAGGCAUGCUUAGAUCGCAAGCUGGCAUACAUUCAAUCAAAGUUGCACUUCUUGCUGAAAGAGGUGUGGUCGAGUAUGACCCCUCAAUAUGGACACCAGAGAAGAUUGUCAAUGAAAUUUCAGACGUAGGAUUUGAUGCCACUGAAAUACCAAUGGCGCGGUCUGAUAUGGUUACACUACGGAUAUACGGCAUGACCUGCGGUUCAUGCACAUCAACUGUGGAAUCUGGCAUACGCGGGACGCCAGGGGUCACUAGCGUCGCCGUCUCACUCACCACCGAGACCGCCAAGAUAGAAUUUGAACCCAGUCUCGUCGGCCCUCGGGAAUUGGUCGAACGCAUAGAAGAUAUGGGUUUCGAUGCAAUAUUGUCAGAUCAAGAAGACGGCACGCAACAACAGUCCCUUGCCCGAACCAAGGAGAUCCAAGAGUGGGCCAGCCGCUUCAAAUGGGCGCUCACAUUCGCAGUGCCGGUUUUCUUCAUCAGCAUGAUCGCGAAUCACAUACCAUUCAUCCAACCUUUCAUUAAUCUUCAUCUAUUCAACGCUAUCUAUCUCGGCGAUCUUAUCCUUCUUGCUCUUACGACUCCUGCACAAUUCUGGGUCGGUCAGAAGUUCUAUCGAAAUGCAUUUAAAGCACUUAAACAUGGUACCGCAACCAUGGACGUCUUGGUUAUGAUCGGAACCUCCGCGGCUUAUUUUUAUUCCUUAUUUGCCUUACUCUUUGCGGCAUUCAACACCACACCUGACUACCGACCUUUUAUCUUCUUCGACACAAGUACUAUGCUCAUCAUGUUCGUAUCUCUCGGGCGCUAUCUCGAGAACCGCGCAAAGGGCAAGACGAGUGCUGCUCUGACAGAUCUCAUGGCCCUCGCACCAACAAUGGCCACGAUCUACACGGAUUCUCCAGCAUGUACGCAAGAGAAACGGAUUCCUACGGAGCUGGUGCAAGUAGGGGAUACUGUCAAACUUGUCCCCGGGGAGAAAGUGCCUGCUGACGGAACGGUCAUCCGAGGAUCAUCCACUGUGGAUGAAAGCGCCGUCACAGGCGAACCGGUUCCGGCUUUGAAACAGCCUGGAGACAGCGUCAUUGGGGGCACCGUCAACGGCCUCGGGACUUUCGACAUGCUCGUGACCCGUGCAGGCAAGGACACAGCGCUCGCACAGAUUGUCAAACUCGUCGAAGAAGCACAGACGUCCAAAGCGCCAAUCCAGGCAUUCGCGGACCGUGUUGCAGGCUUCUUUGUUCCCGCCGUCAUCUCGCUCGCAGUACUCACAUUCGUUACGUGGAUGAUCGUCUCUCAUGUCAUGAGCGAGGAUAGACUGCCAGCAAUGUUCCAACGGCAUGGCGCGAGCCGGCUAGCAGUUUGUUUGCAGAUGUGCAUAUCAGUGGUGGUGGUUGCAUGUCCGUGUGCUCUGGGACUGAGUACACCGACUGCCAUCAUGGUUGGCACGGGUGUAGGCGCGAAGAACCAGAUCUUUAUCAAGGGUGGUAGGGCGCUCGAGGCCAGCCGGUUCAUUAAACGGAUUGUGCUGGACAAAACAGGUACCGUGACGCAAGGGAAGCUCACUGUGGCGGGUAUGGCAUGGGUGCCCCCACGCGAUUCCUCUGAGUUCUUACCUGAUGACAAUGUCGGCGCUCAAUCUUUGUCAUUCAAAUGCGCCGACGGCACAACUACUCGCGCAACUGUCAUAGCAAUGGUUGCUGCGACGGAGGGCAAGUCCGAGCACCCUCUGGCGAAAGCCAUCGCUGCUCAUGGCAAGAGUCUUCUUGCCGGCGCCGAUGUCCAAUCACCAGCAUUAGACAUGAAGUCUUUCGAGAGCGUGACUGGCGCUGGCGUGAAAGCCCUCAUCACAUCAUCUGGUUCCAACUACACUUUAUACAUCGGAAAUGCGCGGUUCAUCGCACAAUCCGACAGUGCGCAGCUGCCUUCCGUUUUGACGAAUUACGAGGCACAAGAGAGCAAGCUCGGUCGCACGGUGAUCUUCGUUUCUUCGUCUCGGGCAUCUUCUGCUCCGUUGCCCCUGCUUGCAGUUUCUUUGUCGGACGCUCCCAAGCCCUCGUCUGCGCAGGCAGUCAAGGCACUACAGGCCAUGGGCAUUGAGGUGAACAUGAUGACGGGUGAUGGGAUGGUCACAGCGCUGGCGGUUGCCAAACAAGUGGGAAUCAAAUCCGAAGGCGUUUGGGCCAACAUGAGUCCCAAAGGCAAGGCGUCCCUUGUUACGGAUCUUAUGAACCAAGGCAAUGGUGGUGUUGCAAUGGUCGGUGACGGCAUCAAUGACUCGCCCGCCCUGGUAGCUGCCACAGUCGGUAUCGCACUGUCCUCGGGAACCUCCGUAGCCAUCGAAGCUGCCGACAUCGUUCUCAUGCGCUCUGAUCUCCUGGACGUCGUCGCUGCGCUCCACCUUUCGCGCAGCAUCUUUUCGACGAUCCGGCGGAAUCUCGUUUGGGCGUGUAUAUAUAAUGUGCUUGGGAUCCCACUCGCGAUGGGUGUAUUCUUGCCCUUUGGGCUGUAUAUGCACCCGAUGCUGGCAGGUGCCGCGAUGGCGUUCUCGUCGGUGAGCGUAGUGACGAGCUCACUGAUGCUGCGAUGGUGGCGACGACCGGUGUUGAGCGUGAUGCCCGGGGAGACGGUGCAUGGGGAGACGUUGUUUGAGAGCGGGAGGAAUGCGAUGGACGACAUGUGGGAUUCGGUGAGGGGAAUGGUGAGGAGGCGGAAGGUGGAAGAGGGGUAUAGCCAGCUUCCGAUGGAAAUGUCGGAGAGUGUUUGAGUAUGAUGGGGUUUUGUUGUAUGUAUACUUGAUGUAUACCUAGUCUCUCUCGGUGAUUGCGCAAUGCGCAUCAUGGUUAUCUUAUUUCAGUUAAUACUGUGUACCCUUAGAGUUCCGGUGCGCUGGAUAAAAACAUUCAGUCCUUCGGCUGUGUAUGUACUCUUGGUCAUACAUAUAUAGCGUUUGAGCCUGC
Suillus clintonianus is the source of this 3367-nucleotide messenger RNA. Its product is annotated as E1-E2 ATPase-domain-containing protein. Gene Ontology annotation, molecular function: ATP binding; P-type divalent copper transporter activity; ATP hydrolysis activity. The transcript has 4 exons. Gene Ontology annotation, biological process: copper ion homeostasis; monoatomic cation transport. The record is from RefSeq and is a predicted model, not a curated record. Gene Ontology annotation, cellular component: membrane. Lineage: Eukaryota; Fungi; Basidiomycota; Agaricomycetes; Boletales; Suillaceae. The coding region runs from base 220 to 3174 and encodes 984 amino acids.